Molecule: messenger RNA, 2166 nt
Organism: Cucurbitaria berberidis CBS 394.84
Lineage: Eukaryota; Fungi; Ascomycota; Dothideomycetes; Pleosporales; Cucurbitariaceae
Exons: 1
Coding region: 1-2166 (721 amino acids)
Source: RefSeq, a predicted model, not a curated record
AUGUCACAUUUGAAAAAGAGCAAACGCAAGUCUACUCCUCCAGGAACGCAGAGUCCGACUUCCCAACGACCACAGUCCUUUUCACAGCGUCUCUCAUCUGGUUUCUCUUCGAUGAUAACUAAUCUUCCUCGACGAAAAUCGACCCCAAAACAUGAUCCAACGCAACGCUCGACCACGGCACCCAAUCCAUUUCGCCCUGGCACCCAAGGUAGGGCCAUUGGCAGUUCAGGGCUCCUUGGUAGUCAGCACAAGCUCAUCCCUGGAAUUGAUAUUCCGACGCUUGCAGAUGCCGACAGCCCAUGUCCGUAUGAUCCAAGCAGCUACCACUCCUUUCCAAGCAUCGAACAAUCCCGCUACGAUUUCUGCGGGCUGAAACCUCCUUUGAGACCGACUUCUGGCAUACCACCCUCCUGCCGGCCGUGUAGUAAAUGUCGGUCAAAGAGUCCAUUUGCGCAUAUUGCCUGUGGUCGUAAACCAUCUCGUAAUGAAAACAGGACCAACCCUGCGAUUUGGAGCAGUCCUGCACAACUUAGGGAGGCUUCUUUGUCUCCUGAAGAAGGUCCGCGACUAGUUCCAGCUGCGGUUGCUGCGAGAAGAAUUGGGAACCCGCCGAGAAGGGCUCCACUUCCUGUGCCCCGUUUACCUGCGGCGAGAAACCCCCGUCCAACCUACAACUCGCAUGGCCCACAUUCUGUGGAGCAAGGGCCUGUCAUCACAGGCACAGCUGUCAUUGUGUCGAAUAUAAGGGAUGAUAGAGACUUGAAAGUGAGAUCAGCUAGCCCCAGGCUCCACCAUAUACAUGGCUUACCGAAUGCAAAGGACUAUCCGUACGUGCAUAAACGCGAAGUUGAAGGGCACUUGGCCGCUCUCCGUGCUGGUUCACCGAGUCCGUUAAGACUGAGAGUAGAUCGACCUAGCUCAGCCAACACUUUGCCUGCUGUUGCGGACUACUCAGAAACAGUUUUCUACGGUCGCCCUAUCUCUUCUGCUUCUGCCAGACACUCUGACGUUCAACGAUCAUUGUUCCCUUCACAACCACAGUUAACAACGUUAACGAUUCAGCGAGUGGAGGCUACUGGGAGAGUGGUUGUAGGUAACACGAGGCGUGAGCGACCUACAAGUUUGAACAUGGAGCUGGAAAAUAACGAAGUGUACCGAAGGCGUUCACCACCACCACGAACCCAAGCCGGAUAUUAUCGACCAACGAGAUCUAUUCCUCAACCCUCUGAAAGCCAGUCUACUUCCAGCAGUCCAGAAACAAGUGCUACACCGAAAGUAGGCGGUAGACGCCUAGAACUCAAAGGUGGGUCCCAAAGUACAGCAUCAAGACUGAGAGGGGGCAGCGCAGGGAAGCGAUCACCAGAGCAAAACUGCGGCUUCAAACUGAAGACGUGGCUCUUGACUGGGUCGUGUCUUUCCCAUAGUAGCGACGUAGAUAGCGACGCUGAUCUCCCACCUUCACGCACUCCUGACCCAGCGAGUGUAGUCCGAGCCAGUAAAAGGGCAUGUGGAAGGGUUCCUCUACCAGCCCACAUCUCGAGGGGUGGCCACGGAGCGACAUCUUUACAAUUAGCAACCGUCCUUGGGACUGAUUCACACAACCAUGCCCUACCCCACAUGUCCUACCUCCGACGCCCCCCAUUGUUUCGCAAACACGCAGACUCACUAAUUAACAAGCCCGGCAUCUCUAAAUCCCCUUCUCUCAACAACCUGAGCCCUCAUCUCCGAGGCGGUGCCGGCUCAUCCUCGUGUUUGCUAGACACAGAUCGUCUUCCACCAACGCUCUGCUGGCUUGCAGGCGGCAGAGGAAAAAGACCAUACACUGUUGCCUCGUGGAAGAAGGGCAGGCCGAAGAAACGAGCAGGUGGGCUGCUGGGCAUGGCGAUGUAUGGGGUGAGGGCGGGUAUGGAUUACGCUAAAGAAGGCGACGGAGGAGACCAAGUUACAGCAGCGGGGGAGUCAAAGGCGGGGUCUGUCAAAGAAGGUACUGACGGCAUGGAAUCGGUGGAGGAUAGCUCAAAGUCGCCCGCAAGUCACCUAAGCUCAAGUUCAAGCUCAGGGUCUGCGAGGGCUAUGCAUUCGCCAUCAGCAAGUAACGUUGCGCCCGCUGCACAGAAUGAAGAUGCUAAAAGUGAUAUCGCGCCAGAAGCUAAUAACAUUGUAUAA